Messenger RNA from Xenopus laevis (African clawed frog), 3494 nucleotides. It is a transcript of the gene nog2.S, whose product is annotated as noggin 2 S homeolog. The transcript has a single exon. Gene Ontology annotation, biological process: negative regulation of BMP signaling pathway; negative regulation of cell differentiation; dorsal/ventral pattern formation. NCBI's taxonomy places the organism in Eukaryota, Metazoa, Chordata, Amphibia, Anura, Pipidae. The coding region runs from base 1696 to 2352 and encodes 218 amino acids. Gene Ontology annotation, cellular component: extracellular region. The record is from RefSeq and is a predicted model, not a curated record.
AAGCAGGUGGUGUGGUUUAGGACCCAGCAGGCAAAAUCUAUCAAUUGGUUAGGGUUUGGGAAUAGGAGGAGGGGGUCUAUGAAGGUUGCUGUGGAGAGGCUGUCAGUCAGAGAGUAUGCAAGAGUGUGUGUGAAUGUGUGUGUUGUGGGGGGAGUGACUGCGGUGGGCAGUGUCAGUUAACAAUUCACACCAUCAGGGGGAGAUAUUUAACUUGCAGUGAAGGGGAAGAGCACAGCACAUUAAGGAAUGAGUAGCAGUGGAGGACACACACUCUUCUACAAGCUCUGCAGACAGAAGGGUGAGAGACAAGCACCUAAGAGGACUCCCCCCCCCCCCAUAGGAACCUGCAUGAAUGCACAAAGCAAACACUGGACAGCACACUUGUUGGGGACGUCUCAAGCAUCUUCAGUGCCCGUAACCUGCUACUUCUCAGCUCCCAUCUGGUCCCUGCAGAAUCUCGGAGACAAGACCCUGGGGCCAAGCACUGAGGGAGACCAGAAUGGUGUCAUUUAAGGCUCUCGAUGGUCUGCAUCUGGAUAUGAGACAGAGUACGGCAAUGUGAUACCAUGCUGAAUUAUACAAGGGGGUCUUAAUCUGUACUCCUCCUCCCAGUCGGCACCAGCUCAUUUGCACCCAAAGAGCAUUCUUAGCUCGCAAAAAAAGAAGAAAAAGAGCAGGAGCUUUGCUUUCAAAGGGACUCCCCUCCACACACAGGCUGCUCCAUGUGUAUAGUGUCUGUUCUCUCUGCCUUUUCAUCUGCUCCUAAAAAAGAAAGAAGACUCGCUAGCCUUUCCACAAAAGCGGGAGCCAAGGAGCUGAUUUUCACACAGCAGAAUACCCAGGAUAAUAAAGCUCCGCACGCAGCAGCCCCUUCUGCAUAAAUGAGUGGCUGAAAAUAAAGGCAACAGAGUGAAAGCAUCACCCGAGAAGAUGAAGCCUUAUCCUUCUGUAAGUUUGGAGAUCUUUUGGGAUUUUGGGAGAGCCUAGCAAGGCAAAUCUGAUAUAUUAUUGUUGUAUUUGCUUAAGGAGUGGGGGAGAUUUUCUUUCCCCAGGCUGUAAAUGGUUCAGAAAUCGAACUAAAGGGAUUGUACAUUUUUUUAAAGGAGAUAAAAUCGAUUUGUACAGCGGAUUUAUUAUUUUUUUAAUUGCUUGGGCUCUGGUUUGAUACCAGGCUGUGUCACAAUGUCUAGACAAGUUAUCCUGGAUGUCACCAUGGGGAUGGAGAAUAGUCCUCUGUGAAUCUGCACCCCCCCCCCAAAAGGGGGCAAAUGAAAAGCUGGAUAAAGGGGUCGAAUAUCAUCUUUCCCCAUGUGAUUCUCCGUUACUUACUGACACAGCUACCUCUCUGUGAGUAACUUCCUGGCUCCACAAGGCUGUGGAUCACAUACAGUAUAUCCAUCUGUGUGUGAGUGUCACAUAAACCACUGGUCUAUUUAAAGCAUCUUCUCUGGACUUUGUAUCUAUUUCGGAGCUCUGCAAAAAGCAGGCCGGGGAGAAUAUAAGCAUUUUGUGUUUUGGGAAGAAUCCCUUUUUUUUCCCUUUUACCAGAACCUACAUGUUCCACCGGCUCCCCUGUAUUUGAAAACCUGCUUGUGGAUUAUAAGCGUUCGUUGGAAUCUAACGAUCUGUAAUUAUCGAUUAAGAGGCGGGAGGGGUGGGAGAACCUUGUUCUUCAUUGAAGGGGGGUUGAACAUCAUGAAGAGGAUAAAUCUGCCUGAGGCUUUUUUGCUUUGCUUGUGGCUCUUUCUGGUUCAACAUCAGGGGUGCUGUCAGCCUUAUCUCAGGCUUAGACCCUCUCCGAGUGAAAAUUUACCUGUAAAGGACAUCAUUGAACACCCAGACCCAGAGCAAGACCCAAAGGAGCAGGAUCUGGAUGAGCGGACAUUGAGGAAGAAGCUUGGUAGCAACUUUGACCCUAAUUUUAUGUCAGUGGUUUUGCCCAACAGCGUCAACACAUCCACCCAGGACUCAUUGACUAAAAUGAAAACCCUUGGCUCUAUCCCUUUGGAGCUGAAGAAACUAGACCUGAGUGAGACACCGUAUGGUGACAGGAUCAGGAUGGGCAAGAAGGCCCGUAGGAAGUUCUUGCAGUGGUUGUGGGCUUACACUUACUGCCCAGUGAUGUACACCUGGAAGGACUUGGGGGUCAGGUUCUGGCCAAGGUUUAUCAAGGAGGGACAUUGCUUCUCAGAAAAGUCUUGUUCCUUUCCAGAGGGCAUGUACUGCAAGCCCAUAAAGUCAGUCACAAAGACCUUUUUAAGAUGGUAUUGCCAGGGAUGGACUAGGCAGAAGUAUUGUACGUGGAUUCCAGUUCAGUACCCUAUCAUUUCAGAGUGUAAGUGUUCAUGCUAACUGCUGGUACCCAAAAAAAUUAAAAGACUUAAAGAAAUGGGAAUGGGGGCAAUGUUUAACCUCUACUGCUGACAGGCAAGCAACAUGGUGCAUUACUGCCACUGGCAACUGGGUAUGGAAACAUUUGCAAUGGACAAACUCUAGACGUUGAACCGUUGGGUGGCAGAAGACUAUGUAGAUGGGGACAUACCCAUAACAUGUUCAUUGCUUGGCAGUGAAGUCACAGAUGUAGAUGUAUUUAGCCUCUUUGUUCACUAAGAGGGAGAAAAAUAAUAAAUUAAGCUUCUGCUUUAUCUUGGCUUUAACAGACAAGUCAUAAAAUAUUUAAAGAAAUGACCCUAUCCAAGUAUCCCCCACAAGCACUGUUGACAAAUAUAACUAAUGAUAUUAUUAUUAUUAUUGUUAUUAUUUUUAUUGCUAUGUAUUUUAUUUUUGCUGCUUAAUUAAGCACCCAGAGCUAAGCACCUCCAAUCAGAUGUUUUAUUUUUAUAUAUAACAUAGCUUUUUAACAAAAAAAAAAUGGAAACCGUGUGAGCAAAAUGGAAAAAAAGGGAAUAUAAAACCGUCACCACCUUUUUGUAAAUAAAUAGAUUCUUUUUUGGAAGACACAAAAGAUAAAAAUGUUGUAAUUGUCUCUUUGUUAGCUGAGUCUUUUGGUGAGGGGUGCACGGGUCAUUUGUAUUUUAUGAGGCAUAUGGACCACAGUUUUAAUCUAUCCCAAUAUGAAGAGAUGGGAGGAAGCACUUUCCCUUUAAUUUAACCCUGUGCUGCCAGGAAGCAUCUAAAAUAUAUUUCACCCCAGUCAAAAAUCUUCACAGCAGUGUUCUGGUGAGUUCAUCAUCGAAAGCUGGUUUUACCGAGACUUUUUUUUUUCAUUAAUAUUGCAGAAAUCAUGAGAUUGUUUUUUUAAUUAUUAUGGAGUAAUAACUCUCAAAAUAAGUAUGAAUGUUCUAAAAAGAUUUUUUUUAUAAGAGUGACAUUUUCUUCCUUGUAUUAUACAUAGGUUUUUAGAGGUCAAACAAGAAUAUCUUUGUAUAAACUUAUUUAUUUUCAUCGUUUGUGUAUUGUAAAAGAAAAAAAAAAAAAAACGCUAGUUAAUUAUCACAGACAAAUAUUGGUCAAGUUUACUUGAAUAUUCCAUU